Messenger RNA from Thelazia callipaeda (thelaziosis nematode), 554 nucleotides. NCBI's taxonomy places the organism in Eukaryota, Metazoa, Nematoda, Chromadorea, Rhabditida, Thelaziidae. The record is from the annotation of a GenBank genome assembly.
AUGUUUAAUGAACUAAACGAAAAAUUCACAGUUGCAGCACUUCGUCUUGAUGAGAGGAUAAAUCGUUGUUCGUUAUUGAGUAUUCCGGAAAAACCAUGGAAAUCAUUCACUCAUCUACUUUAUGGCCACUUUUUCUUGGCUACAACAUUAUUCAUUUUUGGGACAUUAUGUUUUUGCCUUGGCUUGCAAUUCAGUGUUAUGUACAGUGAGGUUAAUUGUGCUAAUGGCAUUAAUAUUUGGAUUCCUCUUCUCAAUUUGUUUGUCUCAUUAACGGGUUUAUUCGCUUUACGUGCACUUCACUUGCAUUGGCCAGCUUUCAUAUAUUGUAUUGGUUUAUGCAUUAUGAUAUUUAUGAUGCUUAUAACUAUUACUGACAGUAUUUUGGCAUCUGUACGUUGGUUCAACCAUGCCCGAAAACCAGCUGAUCAAUGGGCAAUUAAUUUUUCUUGGAUUGAUUUAACUCUUGCAAUUUUAGCUAUUUCGAAUGAAGUGACUUAUAUAUGCAUCCUGGUACCCCUUUCAAAGUAUUGGUACCAACCUGCGAACAGUUAGUG